AUGAGUAGCUCGGCUGGGCCUGCCGGCUCUGACGAAGCGGUGGACGGCGCUUUUCCGAGCGUCUCUUUCCUCGCCCUCUGUGAGUCCGUGGCAGAGUUUGGCUAUGUUGCGUUGCGAGAUCUGGUGGAGUUCCUCACAGAAAGGCGUCCGAACGAAACAGACGCCGCUGCGAACAACGUGCUCGUUAUAGAGACGUCCCAACGCGAGCGACACCGUCUUCUUCGCCUCCUGACGCUUUGCCGCUGGCUUCACCACAACUUUGCAACGAUGCGUACUGCACAGCGUUGUGUGAUAACAGCGGAGUGGCUCGCUAACCGCUACGAACGUGCCGGUGCCGACGUACUCUGGUCACUCUAUCAACAAACCCGCUCGGAGCCGCUUUUCGCCUCUGCUCUGGACAUACACGCAGCAGCUACAGUUUCGACGACAAGCAGCUAUGAUCGUCUGCCGUUGGUGCUCCAUAGGCUACGGACGGGCAAUGUGCAAGCACUAGCUGCGCCUGCCAUUCAAGUCCUAGGCUACCGGACGUACCUGCUGCUCCGAACGGCAUCCGCAACCAUGCAUGUGCGUUUACGUUUCCAUCGUGACUUUGAACGGAAUAAUCGUCAAGCACUGGUACGGAUUUCGGAUCAAUCCAUGCCGGGGUGGGAGGCGCUGGUCGGGCUUCGACCCCAGCGUAUGACGGUGGCGUUGCCGACCUGGAGCGCCAACGCUCCGCAGUCAACGGACUGGGACUGGUUCAUCUGGAAGCUAACCCUGGAUCAAGGUACAGCGUAUGCUGCUCUGGCAGCACGUAUUCUGGAAGAACGCUAUCAGCUGUUGUGCCGGAAGCAGCAACUUUCAGAUAUGCUAUCAAAGACGCGCUACUUUAUCGGGUGCUUGGUUUCGUGCAUCUCAGUUGAACUGUAUGAACCGUUGCGCAUCGCAUCAUUGGCAAAGUCUGUAGAGGUGCUUUCUAACACGAACUCGAGACAGAAAGCGUCACCAUUGGGGGGUACAGCAACCUCGUCGACAUCUGCGACGAUUAGGGUCCAGAGACUGGACGCUUCACCGGGCCGCUUUCGAAUCCUGUACUGGCCUAGCGCCGUCAAACCGCCGAAUGCGGAUGCUUUCGUUAUGGCGGAGAAUCGCUGGUGGUACGGAAUCACCCUGCAAUGUACGCACCUGACGGUACCGCCGACGCCGGAGUGGCUCUGGGAUCCAAGCCUCCGUCUCCAGGUACCGCUCUAUGGCUAUGUGCGCGUCGAACAUCAACCGCCGUUGCCAGUGCACAAAUGCAUACCUCACGAGGUAUGCUCCGAAGGCGAUGGUGUUGCGCUUGUGGCUGCGGCGCGUCGAGCGCGUUCAACGGCACUUUUGCAGGCGCUUGUUUCCGAACGAUCCAUCUUUGGAGUCGUGCAUCACCUGCAUCCCACUGUCGUGCGCCUUGUUCCUCGUGGAGACAGCGGGAUUGCCCUCCGGUUACAAGUCCAUGAGCCGGACGGUCUCGUGGCGCUGAGCAUAGACGGUGGAUCUGUUCUGGAACAGAUUCGCAAUCUGAGAAGUUUUAUGGAGCCGGCGAUGCCGGCCUGGUUACGUCCGGAAACCUGGCCCGUGUGGUUGCCGAUCCCCGAACAGCGUCGUCGAGUGCACAGUCGACUCGAGGCCCUGUAUCAUGCUGCGCUGCACGAUCAGGUGUGGGUUGUCGCGCAGCUACAUAAGCAGGUGCCAUUUCUCGUGUAUCUCUUGCCCGAGGCGACUCGUUCACAACUGGCUCUCAAACUCACUUCCGGAUCCUAUUUUGUCCCGGUCCAUAGGGUGCUUGCAGCGCUGCUCGAGCACGACACUGCAGAAACGGUGCGUGCGAAAAGCAUCCGAAUAAUGGCUUACGUUGUCGAUACGCUUCGACGCUUAGAGUUCCUAACCACAACGCUGCUAGAGCAAGGAGUACUAGCCAAUACCGUCGCUAUAGACAGCACGACCUGGUCUGGGGCGUUGGCCUUGGUUCGAGGUCACGUUGACCGUCUCUCCGUACCGGUUUCGCUCAAGUCAUUGGAUGUCCUGGAAAUCCAAGCGAGCUGGUUACAUCUCGAGGUAGCUUCCCUGAAACGAUCUCCCUGGAGUCUGGAGGUCGAUAUUGCCCCCGAUUUGUUUGAUUGUUGUCUUGAUACCUCGGCCGUUGACGGCGAAUACCUCGAUGUGCGGAUGAUCGUGACGGAGUCGCCGGUCAGCUCGCCUGGUGCUGGGUCCUCCGCUCAGGUGCCUGCACAGGCACAGCGCUCGGCAGCAGUGGCAGAUCCAGAACGAAGACGUCACCUGAUCUUGCAGUAUCCACAGGCAACUGCAGCAUAUGUGCAGCGCUCACGCUGGGACCUAACUCGAGCCGCAAAGAUGGCGAUGCUGUUGCGAGACUCGAGUCUCCAGCGCAUGCCGAUCCGCCGAACUGGGAGCUUCUCCCGUCUGGAGCGCUUAUGUCCGGCACGGUUUUUGGUUCGGCUCGGCACUGAGGUGCAACUUGUCAUAACGUACCGCUGUGAUACCCAACCACACGGUUACAUGGUAGCGUUUCGUCACUCGCGCAGUGCACCAGAGUUUGCGAUUCGCAUUGUGGAGCAGGUGUUGAACGCGCAGCCUUGCUAUACCGUGCUCUAUGGGCUGUUGGAGCGAACCCUGCCGCUAGCGCUGGCGGCAGCGGCAGCUUUUCACGGACUCGCGGCACGCUAUCGGUUUCUGUCGGCCUUGCGACUCCGGGUGGCCUUUGUUGCUGGUAACGCUUCGAGUCGGCCAGCGUCAACGGCCCAUUAUGUGUUAGAGCUCGACGCAAAAGAGGGCAACGGCCUUGUUCGGAUCACCGAUGUUGGAGCGCAGGCCGCCCGAAGCUCAGGCGCAGCGCCUGUUGCCCCGUUACCGCACUGGCGGCACGUCUCCGAUACCUGGACGCAGCGUACAGGAACAAGCUCUGAUGACUCCAGCUUCAGGGUGCCGCUCGGUGAGCUAGAGCAAGUGCUUAGGAUGCUGCUACCAACAAGCACCCUAGUGUGA
Cyanidioschyzon merolae strain 10D is the source of this 3021-nucleotide messenger RNA. RefSeq lists its product as hypothetical. The record is from RefSeq and is a predicted model, not a curated record. The transcript has a single exon. Bases 1 to 3021 code for a protein of 1006 amino acids. NCBI's taxonomy places the organism in Eukaryota, Rhodophyta, Bangiophyceae, Cyanidiales, Cyanidiaceae.